AUGUUCUUUAAAAUGGUGUCGAAACUGACAUCCUUGCAGCAGGAGCUCCUUAACGCCCUGCUGGACUCAGGAGUUACCAAAGAUGUUCUGAUCCAGGCCUUAGACGACCUGGACCCCAGCCCGCCGAACUUUGGAGUAAAAAUGGAGAACUUGCCCAUGUCGCCUCAGAGCGGCAAGAUGAACGGAGGGGACGCAGAUACGAAGCCCGUUUUCCUCACGCUCACCAACGGCCACAGCAAGGGCAAGCUUUCCGGCGACGAGGGCUCCGAGGACGGGGACGACUACGACACCCCGCCGAUUCUAAAGGAACUCCAAUCGCUCAACACGGAGGAGGCCGCGGAGCAGAGGGCGGAGGUGGAGCGCAUGUUGGCAGAGGAUCCAUGGCGUGCUGCCCGCAUGAUCAAAGGUUACAUGCAGCAGCACAACAUCCCCCAACGCGAGGUGGUGGACAUCACGGGGCUGAACCAGUCUCACCUUUCCCAGCACCUCAACAAAGGAACGCCCAUGAAAACACAGAAGCGAGCGGCCCUUUACACCUGGUAUGUCAGGAAACAGCGGGAAAUUCUACGACAGUUCAACCAGGCAGCUCAUGGUCCUGGCAGCAGUAUGGCUGACAAAGGAAAUCCAGAUCAGGGUUUUUAUUUUGCAGAGUUCAAUCCAUCCGGUCAGAGCAUGGGUCAGCCCGGCGAAGAGGUGGGCAUCGAACCCUCCUGUAAGAAAAUGAGGCGCAACCGCUUCAAAUGGGGGCCUGCAUCCCAGCAAAUCCUGUACCAGGCCUACGAGCGGCAGAAGAACCCCAGCAAGGAGGAGCGGGAGGCUUUGGUGGAGGAGUGUAACAGAGCUGAGUGUCUUCAGAGAGGUGUCUCCCCCUCCAAAGCUCAAGGCCUCGGCUCUAAUCUGGUCACGGAAGUGCGAGUCUACAACUGGUUCGCCAACCGGCGUAAAGAGGAAGCCUUCAGGCAGAAGUUGGCCAUGGAUGCAAUCACUGCUCCGAGCCACGGCAUCAACCCUCUGCUCUCUCAUGGCUCACCGCAUCAUCCCCAGGCCAGCGCUUCACCUCCAAGUAAGAUGUCAAGUGUGAGAUACGGGCAAGUUCCCAGUGAGGUCACCUCCUCCUCGGCCAUCAGUCACCACAGUAGCAACGCAAUGGCGACCAGCCAGUCAGUGCUCCAGCAGGUGUCUCCGGGAGGACUGGACCACAGCCACAGUCUGCUGUCACCCGACGCCAAGAUGAUUUCAGGUUCAGGUGGAGGACUUCCUCCGGUCAGCACACUCACAAACAUCCACAGUUCCCAUCACAGCCAUCAGCAGACACAGAACCUCAUCAUGCCUCUGUCUGGAGUCAUGGCCAUAGCACAAAGUUUAAACACAUCGCAGUCUCAAACGGUGCCAGUGAUCAACAGCGUGGCGGGAAGUCUUGCAGCGCUCCAGCCGGUGCCGUUUUCCCAGCAGCUCCACAGCCCUCAUCAGCAGAGCCUGAUGCAGCAGAGUCCGAGCCACAUGAGCCAGCAGCCGUUCAUGGCCUCCGUCACACACUCACACAUGUAUCCGCACAAACAAGAACCCCCGCAAUAUUCCCACCCGUCACGUUUCUCCUCAGCCAUGGUGGUCACAGACGCCAACAGCCCCCUCAGCUCCAUAUCCUCGAGCAAGACGGUGAGACUUUAA
Messenger RNA from Pundamilia nyererei, 1668 nucleotides. It is a transcript of the gene hnf1ba, whose product is annotated as HNF1 homeobox Ba. Gene Ontology annotation, molecular function: RNA polymerase II cis-regulatory region sequence-specific DNA binding; DNA-binding transcription factor activity, RNA polymerase II-specific. The transcript is spliced from 8 exons. Lineage: Eukaryota; Metazoa; Chordata; Actinopteri; Cichliformes; Cichlidae. Gene Ontology annotation, biological process: liver development; regulation of transcription by RNA polymerase II; pancreas development. Gene Ontology annotation, cellular component: nucleus. The record is from RefSeq and is a predicted model, not a curated record. Bases 1 to 1668 code for a protein of 555 amino acids.